Molecule: messenger RNA, 2077 nt
Organism: Bradysia coprophila
Lineage: Eukaryota; Metazoa; Arthropoda; Insecta; Diptera; Sciaridae
Product: solute carrier family 22 member 2-like
Biological process (GO): transmembrane transport
Cellular component (GO): membrane
Molecular function (GO): transmembrane transporter activity
Source: RefSeq, a predicted model, not a curated record
GUAUUUCUUGGUACACUUGAGUUUCACUUACUAUGAGCACGACACUAAGGAAAAUUAACGACAUUCUAUUACGCUCGAUCAUACCGUCGCUUGUUGAUUUUUUGAAGUUCAAAAUCGAUUAAUUUGCACACAAAAUUUCCUCUUUUGUUUUCGAUUUCACUUUGUGAAAGUAAAAAAUGGUCAGCGUCUACAACGACUUAAGUUCGGUAACCGAUAAAGCCGAGGCGCCGUUGAAAUCGAACGAUAGAAUUAAUGGUGAUAGUGAAAGGUCAUUGACCCUUGCCGAAAAACCAUCGAAAACCGACACGGAUUUCGAUGAUCUGUUGUCGUACGUCGGUGAUUUCGGUACCUAUCAAGUGUACAUUUUCCUGUUAAUGGCACCGUUCACCGUUUUCUAUGUGUUCGUUUAUUUCACACAAAUUUUUAUCACAUUGAUCCCGAACGACUAUUGGUGUAAUGUGCCGGAACUGCGUCACUUGGAACCUAGUGAUCGAUUAAGACUGGCUGUACCAUUAAUCGACGGGCAAAUGAGCAAAUGUACGAUGUACAUGGUAAACUACACUGAAGUGUUAAACAAUAACAUUACUGAAGCAGAUCCAACCUGGCCGACACAGUCCUGCAAAUUUGGUUACGAAUUUGAUCAUUCCGAAAUCCCGUACACGACCAUCGCAACUGAGUUGGGCUGGGUGUGUGAGAAUGAUUAUCUGCCCACGAUUGCCCAAUCUGUAUUUUUCAUGGGUGCAAUAACUGGUGGCCUGCUUUUUGGCUGGAUGGCUGAUCAUUUCGGACGCGUUCCGGCCCUGAUUGGAACCAAUGUGAUUGGUGGUAUUGCAGGUAUAUUCACGGCAUACACUAAUACGUUUUGGACGUUUGCGUUGUGCCGUUACUUUGCCGGAUUCGCUUUCGACAACUGCUAUACGAUUAUGUACAUCUUGGCUCUCGAAUAUGUCGGAUCGAAAUGGCGUACGUUCGUUGCAAAUAUGUGCACAGCGAUUUACUUCGCAGCGGGCGCAUUGUUAAUGCCUUGGAUUGCUUUGUGGAUUAGCAACUGGAGAACGUUGUCGAUUGUGCUAUCAGCACCUUUGAUGGUUGCAGUAUUUACUCCAUGGAUUGUACCCGAAUCGAUUAGAUGGCUGAUAUCCCAAAAUCGUAUGACGAAAGCCAAGCGCAUAAUUCGACACAUCGAACGUGUCAACAAAAGACACAUCGAUCCUAAGGUGUUCCAGAAUUUUAUCGAAUCAUGCCGCCGGAGGAACGAAACAAAUAAAAACCAGAAAUAUCAUCUGCUCGACCUGUUCCGGACACCGAAUCUUCGGAAAGCCAUUCUCCUACUGAUCGUCAUCUACAUGUCUGUGUCGUUGAUCUAUGACGGAUACAUUCGUAGCAUCACAUCCAUUGGACUGGACAUUUUCAUUGCAUUCACUUUGGCGUCUGGCACUGAGUUCCCGGCGUCUUCUGUUAUCACACUGUUAUUGGAUCGAUUGGGAAGACGAUGGUUUCUGUUUGGCACAAUGAUCGCUUGUAGCAUUUGCAGCUUGGCCUUGUCGUAUAGCAUCAAGGGCAAUGUUGCGCUAUCUGUGACUCUAAUGAUCGCCGGACGAUUUCUCAUCAACAUUGCCUACAAUAUUGGGCAACAAGUGGCCACUGAAUUUUUACCAACGGUUAUCCGAGCUCAAGGCGUAACAUUAGUCCACAAUUUGGGCUACGUGGCGAAUAUGUUAUCGCCGCUGGUAAACUAUUUGCAUGUUAUUGAUCCAUCGCUACCUUUUUGGGUACUGGUUGUUGUUGGUGUAAUUGGAGGUACGUCAAUACUUUUCCUACCAGAAACAACGGGAAGGGAAUUACCGCAAUCGUUGGAAGACGGUGAAGCGUUUGGUCGGAAUCAUAAUUUUUUGGAUAAUCCAUGCACCCCGAUUCCACAAUACGACAAAGAAAUUACGAACAAGAACUACACGAGUCGGCGAUUCAGCGAUUAUGUCAUUGUAUUACAUUCCACGGACAUUAAAACCGAAUUGAGUGGUAAAAUAUAUGGUUUAGCUGCCAGUAAGCAGAAACAGGGUCAGAAAUGAAUUUGCAA